AUGCCGAAGAUAAAGAAACAACACAGAAGAAAAGUUUAUCGAUAUAAUGUUAAUCGAAAAAGGUUACGGAAUAAGGUAUUCAGUCGAGGAAAAGUGACUUGUAAGGAAAUUAAGGAAGCGUGGGAAAAUAGAAAGAGUGUAAAGUUAAAUUUGAAAGAGAUGGGUUUAUCCUAUGAUCCCAAUGAAACAUUGCCUAUUCCUAACAUCAAACAGGAAAUAAAGCAAAAACUGAUGGGAUAUACUACAGAGUUAAAAGACACUAAAGAAGAAACAAUACCCCCAAAGAAAUAUGUACUUGAAAACCUUGAAGCUGAAGCGAAAGCUCCAAGACAGAAACUUCUACGACUACCAAAUUCACAAGUAGAAUGGAUAACAUAUUUGUUAGACAAAUAUAAAACUGACUAUAAAGCAAUGGCAAAGGAUAAACGUAAUUAUUAUCAGGAAACUUGGAAACAACUAAGAGCUAAAGUACGAAUGUUUAAAAAAAUCCCUGAACAAUAUAAUACAUAUUUACAAGAAAGGUGUCUUAGUGAUAAGGACCUCAAAGAGGUGGUCACU
Agrilus planipennis (emerald ash borer) is the source of this 558-nucleotide messenger RNA. RefSeq names its product nucleolar protein 16. The transcript is spliced from 2 exons. Gene Ontology annotation, biological process: ribosomal large subunit biogenesis. The annotation marks the transcript as partial. Gene Ontology annotation, cellular component: nucleolus. NCBI's taxonomy places the organism in Eukaryota, Metazoa, Arthropoda, Insecta, Coleoptera, Buprestidae. The record is from RefSeq and is a predicted model, not a curated record.